Glossina fuscipes is the source of this 2068-nucleotide messenger RNA. Its product is annotated as ATP-dependent Clp protease proteolytic subunit-like. NCBI's taxonomy places the organism in Eukaryota, Metazoa, Arthropoda, Insecta, Diptera, Glossinidae. The transcript is spliced from 3 exons. Bases 98 to 802 code for a protein of 234 amino acids. Gene Ontology annotation, cellular component: endopeptidase Clp complex. Gene Ontology annotation, biological process: protein quality control for misfolded or incompletely synthesized proteins. Gene Ontology annotation, molecular function: ATPase binding; ATP-dependent peptidase activity; serine-type endopeptidase activity. The record is from RefSeq and is a predicted model, not a curated record.
UCCUCUCGUUGGUAUUGCAGAAGAAGAAAGUUAACAUUUAUAUUAUACGAAUAUGAAUUAACAAAAAAGAAUAAGAUAAAAUUACUUUGAAAAGAAAAUGCUGAAAUUUGCUAUAAACGGACUAUACAAACAAUGUCAAGCGCAUUCCAAACGGCAUCUCCAUUUGAUUCCAAUGGUUGUAGAACAAACUGGAAGGGGCGAACGUGCUUAUGACAUUUACUCGCGUCUACUUAAGGAGAGAAUUAUAUGUUUAAUGGGACAUAUUAACGAUGAUAUAAGUUCUUUGGUGGUAGCCCAGCUUUUGUAUUUGCAGUCCGAAAAUGCAAACAAACCGAUACAUUUAUAUAUAAAUUCGCCGGGUGGUGUCGUAACGGCGGGACUUGCCAUAUAUGAUACGAUGCAAUAUGUGAAACCAGCUAUUGCCACAUGGUGCGUUGGACAAGCUUGUUCAAUGGGUUCGUUACUAUUGACAGCCGGAGAACCGGGAAUGCGAUAUUCGUUACCAAACGCGCGAAUCAUGAUUCAUCAACCUUCUGGAGGCGCUCAGGGCCAGGCUACUGAUAUACAAAUUCAAGCCAAAGAAAUUAUUAAACUUAAAGAACAACUAACUAAUAUCUAUGUGAAACACACAAUGCAAUCCUACGAAAGACUCCACGAACGUAUGGAGAGAGACAGUUACAUGAGCCCUGAGGAGGCUAAAGAUAUGGGUCUUGUUGAUCACGUUCUGGUGCAUCCACCAGCACCAGAUACUAACACCAUUACAGCUCCUACGUCUGAUGAAGAGGAUAAAAAGGAUAUAUAGCUAAAUUCGUUUUUCUACAUAUUGAAGCUGAAGCAAUUUGACAAUCAACUGCGAUGGAUUCCACAGUGUUUAUUUAAUAAUAAUGAUUUUUGUACAGUUAAAGUUAACGUAUAGUAAGACAAAAGAGCUGGUGAUGGUAUGAUCUUAUUGAUGGAUGACUGUACUGUCCAGAUUAUUGUUCAUAGGGAAUAUCUUUGGGUUUAUUAUGUCUUAUGGAGAACAAUUAAACAAUAGUAAACUCACACCUAUGCGAUACUUAUGGAAUAGAAGGCCAUCAUCGCUUUAACAAGUCCGGAUCCUUGUCUGGAUGCUAGUUAUUAAUUCUCUAAAAUUCGGGGAGACAGCACACCUUUCAACUUCCCCUUUACUGACUUCUUUUUUUCUACAAAUUUACCUUGUACGUCACCCAACCGGCUUUCAUCUUCGAUCAGUAAUAUAUUAUCAAGCGCAGCAGAAAGCUGGAACUAUUAGUUAAUAUUUAGUUGUCUCCUUUUCAAUUAAAUCUUUGUACUUUGUCACAGGAAACACUGACAGUACGUCCAUUUUUCAAUAGUUUGCGUUUAGUGGCGUCCGUCCUAAAAAAGCCUAACCUUACACAACCAAAUUCUUCAUAACCAAUUACAAAUGUGAUCUUCUGCACCAGCUAUAACGAAAAACUUUUUUCGAAUUUGUGUUUAUUGAGUAGCUAAUGGGGUGAUAUCUUCAAUGCAAUAUUAUUUCAACAAGAAGCGUCGACGUUGCCAGUAGUUAUUUUUUUACAAAGUACAACAAUAACGAGCCUAAAUUGUUUCGACAUGACUUACUUUUUUCUCAUCUAUUUUGACCUGAAAUAAUUCUCAAAUGAUUUGUGCCCAAAGCAAUUAUUUCCACAUCUCGAUUCUGUCAGGAUGUUAAUACGCAAUGACUGGUCGCUCCCAAGCUGGACGAAUUACGAGAUCUUCCCUACGGAAACCAUCAACAAAAAGGAGAAGCCAAAAGUACCGCUGUGGUCAUAACCGUGAGAAUAUACCUAACCUCACUCUAAAUGAGCUUUGUGCACGUUGAGCUUCAAUAUUUUUGUAAACGUUAAAUGACCACUUAAAUUUGCUAAUUACAGAAUAUUUGAUUUCAGUAAUAAAAGAUAUGUUAAUUUAUAAAAGCAUAUUUCUCAUGUGCGUAUUUAUGGGGACGUGGUCCCAAAACGCAGCCUAAUCUAAUCUAAUCUACUACAAGUUUAAUCCUUACAUAGGGAAGGAUUCAAAAAUAGUUGUAUAUGAUCCAAAUUGU